Molecule: messenger RNA, 510 nt
Organism: Zasmidium cellare ATCC 36951
Lineage: Eukaryota; Fungi; Ascomycota; Dothideomycetes; Mycosphaerellales; Mycosphaerellaceae
Exons: 2
Coding region: 1-510 (169 amino acids)
Source: RefSeq, a predicted model, not a curated record
AUGCCGGACCACUCCCUCCAGCUUCGCUAUAUCCUGCUCUUCCUCUCCUUCCUCUCCUUCUCCCUCGCAGCCUCACCAACCUCCUUCUGCAAAUGCACCUGCUUCAGCAACAGCACCAUAAUUCCCCUCGACGCAACCGAUGAAUCCCUCAAAUCAAACACCUUCUUCACCUCGAACGCAAACACUACAACAUCCGACAAAUCCGCCGACAACAACGAGGAUGACGACGGCGAGAAGAAGAAAGCGGCGAGGAGCUGUAACGAUUGCAAUAAACAGUUCUGCUUGAGUUAUAACUUGCCGAUAUGCAAAGAUGCGGAGGAAGGGGAUGUGUUUACGACGUGUUUUCAGCGGGAUAGUACGAAGGAUGAGGUUGUUGUGCUACUGUUCAUCUUCGCGACUGUUGGAUUGCUGGCUUGGGCGGCUGUGAAGCCUUGGUAUGAAAAGUGGAGGGAAGGCGUGCAGUUAAGGGGGACGUACGCGCCUGUGGGUAGUGGAGGUGGAGGACAGUGA